AUGACACCCAAAGGACUUGCCUUUGGUCUGCUGCUUUUGCUACUCGUCGUGAAUUAUCACGUUCAGGUGGCACAAGCAGCCGUUGCAUGUGGCACUGGCGCCGUGUGCACUUGCUCGGGAACUACUGUCAACUGCAACGGCAAAUAUCUCACAACCAUUCCAACCGGAAUCCCUGUCACUACAACCAUCCUGUAUUUGCAGAACAAUCAGAUCACCAGCAUUUCUGCAAACGCGUUCUCAAGUCUGACUUUGUUGACUUACUUGUCUCUAUCGAGCAACCCGAUCACCAAUAUUGCCUCGUCUGCAUUCUCAGGCCUGUCUGUGCUGAACACCUUGGAUUUGACCAACAAUCAGAUCACCACCGUUCCUGCUAACGCAUUCUCAGGUCUUUCUAAGCUGAAUACCUUGUACCUGUACAACAACUGGUUGAGUGCCAUCCCCUCUUCGGCAUUCACAGGCCUGACUGCGCUGACACAAUUGCUACUGCAUAACAACCAGAUCACCACCGUUCCCUCUUCUGCAUUCACCGGCCUGACUGCGCUGCAACUCUUGUAUCUGUACAACAACCAAAUCGCCACCGUUGCUAUAGACGCAUUUUCAGGCCUUACCGCGCUGGUCCAAUUGUAUCUGUACAACAAUCAGAUCACUAGUAUCUCGGCAAACGCAUUUUCAGGUCUUUCUAAGCUGAAUACCUUGCAGCUGAACAACAACUGGUUGAGCGCUAUUCCCUCCUCUGCAUUCACAGGCCUGACUGCGCUGACACAAUUGCUACUGUAUAACAACCAGAUCACCACCGUUCCCUCUUCUGCAUUCACCGGCCUGACUGCGCUGCAAUUCUUGUAUCUGUACAACAACCAAAUCGCCACUGUUGCUAUAAACGCAUUUUCAGGCCUUACCGCGCUGGUCCAAUUGCGUCUGGACACCAACCAGAUCACCACCGUUCCUGCUAACGCAUUCUCAGGCCUUUCUAAGCUGAAUACCUUGCACCUGUACAACAACUGGUUGAGCGCUAUUCCCUCCUCUGCAUUCACAGGCCUGACUGCGCUGACACAAUUGCGUCUGGACACCAACCAGAUCACCACCGUUCCUGCUAACGCAUUCUCAGGCCUGACUGCGCUGAUUUACUUGUAUCUGUACAACAACCAGAUCACCACCGUUCCUGCUAACGCAUUUUCAGGCCUUACCGCGCUGGUCCAAUUGUAUCUCUACAACAACCAGAUCACCACCAUUCCUUCCUCUGCACUCACAGGCCUGAGCGCGUUGACGCAAUUGUAUCUGUACAACAACCAGAUUACCAGCGUUCCUGCAAACGGAUUUUCUGGCCUUACGGCGCUGACGGACCUACGUCUGUUCAACAAUACGAUCACCAGCAUUCUUGCAAACGCAUUCACCGGCCUUACCAAGCUGACUUACCUGGAUCUAUCCCUCAACCAGCUCACCAGCAUUCCAGCAGGCGCAUUCUCAGGCCUGACUGCACUGACGCAAUUGCUACUGUACAACAACUGGUUGAGCGCCGUUCCUUCUUCGGCGUUCACAGGCCUUACUGCGUUGCUUUAUCUGUAUCUGUACAACAACCAGAUCACCACCGUUGCUGCAAAUGCAUUCACAGGCCUCACCGCGCUGGUCCAAUUGCAGCUGUAUGGCAACCAGAUCACCACUAUUUCUGCAAGCGCGUUUGCAGGCAUGAGUUCGCUGGUACAAUUGUAUCUAUACAGCAACCGGAUCACCGCCAUUUUCGUAAACGCAUUCACAGGCCUUACUCAUCUGAGUCUCUUGGAACUUUCCAACAACCAGAUCACCAGCCUUCCUGCAAAUGCAUUUUCAGGCCUGACUGCGAUGACACAAUUAAGUCUCUACAACAACUCGCUCAGCGCCGUUCCCUCGUCUGCAUUCACAGGGCUUACAGCGCUACAGGCCUUGUUGCUGUACAACAACCAGAUCACCUCCGUUGCUGCCAAUGCAUUCACAGGCCUCACCGCGCUGGUCCUAUUGCAUCUGUAUCGCAACCAGAUUACCACCAUACCUGCAAGCGCAUUUGCAGGCUUGAGCGCGCUGGUACAAUUGUAUCUAAACAGCAACCGGAUCACCACCAUUUUCGCAAACGCAUUUCCGAGCCUUACAAAGCUGACGUACUUGGAUAUUUCCAACAAUCAGAUCACCAGUCUUCCUGCAAAUGCAUUCACAGGCCUGACUGCGAUGACACAAUUACAUCUCUACAACAACUUGUUCAGCACCGUUCCCUCGUCUGCAUUCACAGGGCUUACAGCGCUACAAAUCUUGUCUCUGUUCAACAACCAGAUCAGCUCCGUUGCUGCCAAUGCAUUCACAAGUCUCACCGCGCUGGUCCAAUUGCAACUGUACGGCAACCAGAUCACCACCAUACCUGCAAGCGCAUUUUCGGGCCUUUCUAAACUGAGUCUCUUGCAGCUGAACAACAACUGGUUGAGCGCCAUCCCCACUUCGGCAUUCACAGGCCUGACUGCGCUGACACAAUUGCAACUGUCUCUGUACGGCAACCAGAUUACCACCAUUUCUGCAAGCGCAUUUGCAGGGUUGACUGCGCUGCAAGCCUUGUAUCUGAACGACAACACGAUUACAACCAUUGCCGCAAAUGCAUUUGCUGGCCUUACCGCGUUAAAUUGGCUGGAUUUGUCCGACAGCCAGAUCACCAGCAUUCCCGCAAAUGUAUUCUCAAGCCUUCCUGCACUAGCGCAAUUGAAUCUGUACAACAACUGGUUGAGCGCCGUUCCCACUUCUGCCUUCACAGGCCUGACUGCGCUGACACAAUUGACUAUGUACGGCAAUCGAAUCACCACCAUAUCCGCCAACGCAUUCACAGGCCUUAACGCGCUGGCACAAUUAUUUUUGCAGAGCAAUCAGAUCACAACCAUUUCAGCAUCCGCAUUCACGGGCCUGACUGCACUGAAGCAAUUGUAUCUGUACGGCAACCAGAUCACCACCAUAUCUGCAAACGCAUUUGCAGGUCUCACUUUGCUGACUACUUUGACGUUGAAUGACAAUCCUGCCACCACUUUGCCGCCUGGUCUGUUCAAGGGCUUGCAGAAUGGCAUGGUUUUGUCGCUGCCUUCUUCGCAAUCUCUGAGCCCCAACAAUUUUACAUUUGGUGGAAACACUGUCGCUCCGCCGAGCACAUACGGGAAUGCGUCCUAUCCUUACCCUUGUGCCACCUGCUAUGCCGCUGGGUCUGGCGCGUGUUGCGCGACCAAUUGCCUGACCUGCACUUCGUCCGCUGUCUGCACUCAGUGCUAUGACGGUUAUGGUAUGAUGAGCGGAUCCUGUGUCCCAUUGGCUGUCAUCGCCUCGGCCGCUUCCGCCGCGUCUACGCAAUUCGCCUCGGUUGCCUCGGUUGCAUCGAUCGCCUCUGCCUCAGUCACUUCUGCUGCUCGCAUCAGCGCUCGAUGCUACUGCUAUGACGGUUAUGGUAUGAUGAGCGGAUCCUGCGUCCCACUGGCUGUCAUCGCCUCGGCCGCUUCCGCCGCGUCUACGUCCUUUGCUACCCUCGCGACCGCGUCUUCUGCUUCUAUUGCAUCCACUGCAAGCGCAUCAUUGGCAUCGGUUGUUUCCGCAGCCUCGGCUACCUCGGCAUCCUUUGCUUCUAUCGUGACAGCAUCUUCAGCGUCAAUUGCAUCUGUUGCGAGCGCGUCCUCCGCAUCUAUUGCUUCCGAUGUUUCCGCUACCUCGGCGCUCUCGGCUUCUGUUGCGUCAACCGCAUCGGCUUCUGCUGCAUCUGUCGCAUCCUCCAUUGCGCAGCUCCGCGGCAGCUCCCAAUCCUCAUCUCCAGUGGCUGCCAUCGCUGCUGCAGUUGCGUCUGUUGCCGUUGUUGCGAUACUUGUCGCCGUUUUCUUUGUGCUGCGCCGUCGUCGAUCGCAACGCCGUUCUUCAGGCAUGCGACCAAUGGACUCUGCAAAGGACUCCGCCGGUGGUCCGAUCUACCAGGAGGCGGUUGAGAUGACCAUCUCCCCUCUUCCCCGUGUGACUCAAUCUCACAAAGAGGACGACAGCUCGGUUUACGACGUGGUCGGCCAAAAGCAGCCAGAAUCCCUGUACCAAGCCAUCGCGACUGAUGCGGUCUACGACGAUGCUAGCGUCUACGCCUCCGGCAGCAACUCUCGACGCAUUCGUGAUGGCUUGACGAUUGUAAAGCACCUUGCCAGCGGGAACUUUGGCGACGUGGCACUGGGUCAGGUGCCUUUCAACGUGUUGCCCCCAAGAGCGCAAACCUUGCUCGGACCGACGUCGUCCAAAACUGUGCAAGUGGCAGUCAAGUCGCUCAAGUCCAACGCAGACGAGAAAUCCCGCAAGGACUUUGAAGGCGAGGCGAAGUUGAUGGCCCCGUUCGUGCAUCUGAAUGUCGUGCGGUUGCUUGCGGCUCUGGUCGAGUCCGAGCCCCACCUCGUUCUACUCGAAUUUGUGCAGUACGGCGACUUGCGUACACUGCUGCAAAAGUCCCAGGUUCACUCGCUUUGGUGGACACAGAACGAGCAGAUCCAUGCCAUUCGCCAGAUUGCACUCGGCAUGGAGUAUCUGGGCACGCUCCACUUUGUGCACCGUGAUCUCGCCGCGCGCAACUGCCUUGUUGGCAAAGGGAUGGUGGUCAAGAUUGCCGAUUUCGGGCUUUCUCGCGAGAUGGCCUCCGAGAACGAUUACUAUCGCAUCCAGACGCGUGGCAAGCUUCCCGUGAAGUGGAUGGCACCGGAAACGCUGACUUUCCGAAAGUUCUCGUCCAUGUCCGAUGUGUGGUCGUUUGGCGUCACAGCCUGGGAAUGCUCCAGUUACGGUGCAAAACCGUACGGCGACAUGGACGGACGCGAGACUCUGGCUCAUGUCGAAGCUGGUGGUCGACUGCCGAUGCCACAGACCUGCAUGCCCGAGCUCUACAAUGUGAUGAUGAGCUGCUGGGACCUUUCGCCCGAGAACCGUCCGACCUUUGCUCAGCUUGUCCGAACUUUGGCAGCGCUCCAAGAUGGGACGACCGUUCGUGAAAUCGGUGCCAUGCUGUGA
Molecule: messenger RNA, 5022 nt
Organism: Capsaspora owczarzaki ATCC 30864
Lineage: Eukaryota; Filasterea; Ministeriida; Capsasporidae
Exons: 46
Coding region: 1-5022 (1673 amino acids)
Biological process (GO): protein phosphorylation
Cellular component (GO): plasma membrane
Molecular function (GO): protein tyrosine kinase activity; ATP binding; protein binding
Source: RefSeq, a predicted model, not a curated record